Molecule: messenger RNA, 1752 nt
Organism: Symbiodinium sp. CCMP2456
Lineage: Eukaryota; Dinophyceae; Suessiales; Symbiodiniaceae
Source: the annotation of a GenBank genome assembly
AUGGCGUGCUUGGCCUUCGGCGCCAUCCCUGCGGUUGCGAUCCGAGCUGCCAGAGAUUUCUCCACAUCCCAUGAGGAGGACUGUUGGAAUACUGAUCUCAUUGACCCGGUUGGACCCGACAAUUUGGGCACCCUGACUGCCAUCAUGACGAAGAACUUGAGGACUCAGUGCCGAAGUGAGGUGCAAGGGCUCAUAGACGACCUUGUUGAGGAAUGCAUGAAGCUGGAAAGGGCUUCCGAACAAGAAUGCCUCCAGGAGUUCUUCGGGUGGUUUAUAGGGGCUUACCGUUCCGACAGCUUAUCUUCCAAAUUAGCCCUUGCGCCCCAAGAAGCGAUGCUAUGGGCGGGUUUUCACGACGGCGAUCCUCGAGGACUCAACCAGACGGCCUUGGAGGCUUUUGCUGACAUGGUGGACGCGAGCAUCGUGCACCCCAGCACGGUUCUGGGCAAAGUGGUCCGGAACAACAACGAUCUUCUUGGCUGCAGAGGCGAUCCGGGUGCUUCAACACCUUGUUUCAAGGCGUGGAGGAUAGAUCAAGGUCCGGUUGUGAACUUUUGGAGCAGCGCAAGCCGUGCCUUCGUGCAGGGAAUGGCUUCAAAAAAACAGCCCUCGGUGGUGGCUGUCCUGAAUAAAGGUCUAGAUCUAACGGAAAAGUGGUCGCUCUACGAUUCUGUGUUUUGGAAACACGAACUGCCGACACUAGCAGUGGAAGUGGCAAAGAGCGCAAUGAAGUACGAAUUUGACUUUCGUCCACAGCUUCUGCUGGUCGACAUGCGGGGUACCUGCCAGAAGCUGGUGAAUGUGGUGACUUUUCAACUGAAAACGGCUAGAACCAUGGCGUGCUUGGCCUUCGGCGCCAUCCCUGCGGUGGCGAUCCGGGCUGCCAGAGUUUUGAGUUUUAUUUGGAGUCUUGAUACGAUUCUUGGCGAGCAGGACUGCUGGGGCAAUUGGUCUGCGCCGGACACCUUGGACACCCUGAUGGCCAUCAUGACGAAAAGUAUGGAAGACCAGUGCCGAAGUGAGGUAGAAGGACUCCUGGAGGGCCUCUUUGGGGUAGGACUCAACCAGACGGCCUUGGAGGCUUUUGCUGACGUGGUGGACCGGAGUAUCGUCCACCCCAGCACCAUUCUAGGCAGAGUGGUCCAGAAAAACAACGACCUCCUUGGCUGCAGAGACGAUCCAGGGGCUUCCACGCCUUGCUUCAAAGGAUGGCGCAUGUGGGACAAGGGUCCGGUUGUGAACUUCUGGACCGGCGCCAGCCAAGCCUUCGUGCAUGGAAUGGCUUUGCAGAAGCAGUCUUCGGUGGUGGCUGUUCUGAACAAAGGCCUAGAUCGAAUGGAAGAGUGGUCGCUCCACGAUUCCGUCUUUUGGAAUUACGAGCUGCCGACGCUGGGAAAUGAAAUAGCCGCAACCGAGCCCUCAGACUUUCGUCCACAACUUCUCCUGGUCGACAUGCGGAGUACAUGCGAGAAGCUGACUAUGUGGGUGACGGAACGACUGGAAGUUUCAGACAUUGUUUCAGUUGGGAUUUGGUUAAGUAGCAAGCCGAUCAUCUGCAUCGAUUGCGCCGAAGGCCAAUGUCACCUGGAUGAGGCCCUAGCCGCCAGAGUCCGAUCGUGCUUGGGUCUUGACGGCUCUCUGUCAUCGCCUGUGUCACCCAGUUGUCCUAGGCCGGUGGCAGAAGAGGCAACGCCUAGCGGUGCGGCAGGGCUUCGGCGGCGGCGCUCCAACCUGGAGGCUCUUGGAUUCUAG